Molecule: messenger RNA, 5962 nt
Organism: Lineus longissimus
Lineage: Eukaryota; Metazoa; Nemertea; Pilidiophora; Heteronemertea; Lineidae
Product: carboxy-terminal domain RNA polymerase II polypeptide A small phosphatase 1-like
Exons: 9
Coding region: 816-1769 (317 amino acids)
Molecular function (GO): RNA polymerase II CTD heptapeptide repeat phosphatase activity
Source: RefSeq, a predicted model, not a curated record
GGUGCAAGUCUUGAAAUAGUGAUUUUCAAAGUAUUCAAAAGACUUUUCCAGAGAUGGAAUCUUUCGUGGUGCAUUCAUGAUUCUUACCUUGAAAGAUGUGUACCUCGUGGAAGUUGAAGUACAUUCGUACUACUAAACGUCUAAACAAAUAGCUAUUGCAUAGUUUCACCCGAGUGUGGAGUCUGAAACUUUCAAAAGAAGUUUUGAAGCGGAGAUGUGGAAAGUGGUGUUCCACGUCUCGAGCUGUGUUAUUUCGAAUUGGGAAGUGCAUCACAGCAUUGCUAUGGAUGUUGACUACCUUCUUUGACUGGAGGAAUAUAGUUAGUUCAACACAACGAAAUCGCAGAAAUCUUAUUGGAUUUUUCCCACCAAAUCCCUUCAGCAGAGUGAGUGUAGAUGCGUCUGCAGAAGUGCUCCAUCGCUGUUGGUUUAUUCAUUGGAAGUGUCGUGUCUUUUGGAAGUACUGCAGCCUUUGAUGUGAAUAAUUGAUCAAAGUUUUCUUCUGAAUUAACUUUGGUAGGCUAACAGCAAGUAUAGAUUCCAUCCUUGCUGAUAGUGGGGUGGACUGAAGUGUUGGAUGUGUGUUGAUCGUCUAGAAGCAGGAUAUGGUGAUGUCAUUCUUUAUAUAUAAACAAUCACAGCUGUCAGUUGUAAGAGUUUGAUUUGGUCGUCGCACGGGUGACAAGAACAAGUAAACAGACUACCAAGUCCUUACCGAGUUUUAGGGACGUUACGCUCUCAGAGCUGUGGAUCUUGACACCCAGGUACAGGUGACCGUUGAUAGACUAUUCGAGUAUCUUCACUAGACUGCCAUCAUGUUUCCCGCCAAUUAUUACUUGUACCACACCGACAAGAAUGUCUACAAAAAGGUGCAGCAGAAACAGCCCCGCUCACUGUAUGCCCAGAGUCUCAUCUAUGCAGUGAACCCGUCAGAUCCGUGGGUGAAACAUAACUGUAACCACUGUAACGCUAAAAUGUACAGCAACGCGCAGAGGAUCGCCAUAACACAACAUGCACAGCGUUCCUCCAUAAAGAAACCAAAAAAUCGUGGAAUAUUUAGUUCAUUUUUGUGUUGUCUUGGUUCCAAUAGUAAUACCCACCAGAGUACACCGGUUCCAACAGACGAGAAUGGACAUCCAAAGCCGACCCAGAAGUACCUCUUACCGACCGUGCGGCAUCAGGAUUCAAGUAAAAAGUGUAUGGUUAUAGACUUAGACGAAACAUUAGUACAUAGCUCUUUCAAGCCGGUUAGCAACGCAGAUUUUAUAGUCCCAGUCGAAAUAGACGGAACGAUACACCAAGUAUAUGUAUUAAAGCGGCCUUACGUUGACGAAUUCUUACAGAAGAUGGGCGAGUUGUAUGAAUGUGUGCUAUUCACGGCUAGUUUAGCUAAGUAUGCGGAUCCCGUAGCUGACCUAUUAGACAAAUGGGGUGUGUUCAGAGCACGUCUCUUCAGGGAAUCAUGUGUCUUUCAUAGGGGCAACUACGUAAAGGAUUUGAGUCGGUUGGGUCGAGAUUUGCAAAAAGUGGUGAUUGUUGAUAAUUCUCCCGCUUCAUAUAUCUUCCAUCCAGACAAUGCAGUGCCGGUGGCGUCGUGGUUUGACGAUAUGUCCGAUAUGGAACUCAUGGACCUUAUCCCCUUCUUUGAAACAUUAGCAAAAGUGGACAAUGUUUACUCGGUUUUAAAAAAUGCGAACCAUAACCACAAUUUACCACAUCGGCCGCAGACGCCCACAUCAGUGUCGUCAUCGAUAUCAUCAACAUCAUGAUGAACGAGGAGGGAGACAUUGUUGAGACGUGAGUGAUGCGGCUGUUCAUAGUUCGUCCACGAGUCGUCUGUGUGAAUGGAUGUGUCGGUCACAGCAGUCUUUCACGAUGAGUCAUAGGGGGCGCUGCAUGUGGACUCACUCUGUCCUGGUGUGACGGACAGAUGUUCAUGCAGUGGCCACUAGGAGGCGCUGCAGUGUAAUGCCUGUGAUAGGUCAGGACAUCAUGGCACAAUCAUGGAGAGGAUUGAUUCAUUCUGUCCGAGGAGUGAUGACUUUAUUCAUAUGGGUGAAAUGUGCCGUGAGUCAGGAUAUUCUACCCAGCAUGCAGAUACCAGGUUUGCCUACUGUGCAGACGUUGUGUGAUAGAUUUCAUGCAGUUCUUCUGUUUAGGUUAGUGGAUUAAAUAGACCAAAACUAACCGGCAAAACUACCAUCACACAACGUGGUGCUGACUGUUGCUAGGGUAUUGCAAUGUUGUGACGAAGACGAGAGGUCAAUUCUGUCUGAGUUGUGAAGCAUACAGCGCCGCCAAUAGGAUGCGGAUACAGAGAAGAUCAUCCUGCACAACUCAUAUUGCACAGUUUGAAACAUACUGUUCAUUCACGCUUCAGAGGAGAUAUCAAUCAGGAGCAGACGGCAGCUUCAUCUUGGUAUUGCUAUGGAAACCAAACAAAACUUUGACCAGGUUUUGCACAAUUUCUGCUGUAAUUGACAAAUAGGGGCCUGUGCCAACAAACAAGGAGUUUCCAGUGAAAUGAGCAGGAAUGAUGGGUGGUUAGAUGCGAUCACUGGGUGAAAACUGGUCUGCAGUUUACUGGCUGGUGUUUCUGUGAACCUCAAUCAUCAGAAAAUCACCAGAUGGCUCUCGACUGAUGCCUUGGUUUUCAUCAGAUCAAUCGUUUUUGCGAACAGUGACUUCUAAACUAACCUCUUCUAUCAGGUGCUUGAAUACCCAUCAUACCUUGGGCUGGAUGUUUAUUGUAACGUUGCUAACAUAGUCACAUGACUCUUGCAGUAAGUAUGCAGUCUGUGUCAAUGCAAAACCAGCAUUUUGGCAGAAUUGACAAAUUUCUACGACCUUUGCCAAAGUUUGACCUUGGAUGGAUGUGACCUUCACCUGUAGUAUGUGCAGUGGCUAACAAUCGAGCAAUAAUUCAAUAGUGGAAAAGUUAUGAAAAACGUUAUUUUGAUGUUGCCAUGGUUACUGUUGUUGGGCGUCUAUUUCAUCAAAACCCAGAUUUGUGGAAACCAUCUUCUGACACCAAAUGAGAUGAAAACUAUCGCCCAUGGCAACAGGUGUGUUACUUUGAGUUUUAUUUCUGUUGAUCAGAUUAAAUCAGGCUUUCUUGAUUAUGUUUCCAUCCAUACUAUUCAUUCUGACAGUUUUGUAAUGGACUGGCCCAUGUUCGCAUGCUCUGUCCUUGAUAUGGUGCAUGCCAUUGUAUAAUCCGGGGGUGAAGGUCACAUUCUGUUCCAGUAGAGUGAGCUUCAAGGUUUUAAUGAAUAUCUUGAAGACUAAUGUACAUAACAGUUGAUUAGUUUGCCUCCAGCAACCUUGGCCCAGGUUGAUAACGGAUCCUUGGAAUGAGGUUGAGCCGCCUGUCGUCGGGGCCAAGGCUGCUGAGUUAGGGGACGAUUUAUAUGAAGUACCUGAUUUAACAAAUGUACAGUGGAGCUUUAAAACACAUUUUAUAUAAGAGGAACGUUUAUAUAUCAAUAUUAUUCAGGUUUCUGAGAUGUAAGAACGACAGACCUGAGUUGAAACUCACUCGAUUUCAACCUUUUUUGGUUGCAAAUUGAUUUAGGGAGUUGAAAAUCCAAGCACACAUCUUCCUGGAAUGGAAGGGAUUACAACAGUUCUAUAACCAUGGUAACCAGUAGCUGUGACCAUAACCAGGGUAACUGUUUCAAGUUUGGUGUCGAAGAUUACGACCAUUGUAAUCAUGGGUACAUUUUGUGACCAGAAAUGUAAGCUGGACAUGGAUGGAUUUAAGAGAGUCGUUCCCCUCAACACCAUUGAAACUAUGGUACGUCUCUACUUAAAUCAUUGUGUUCUGGUUAGAUUGCCAUGGUAACAACUGGUUUAUUAUCAUAUUAUGACUAAUACUUUAUCAGAUUAUAUUUCUUUCAUUGGUUUAUAGCUGAAUGAAUCUUGUCUUGGUUUAGAACCUUAGAAGGCAGUUACUGGAUGCACGGGGAGUAAACAGUUUGGUACGAGAUGAGAGAAGAAUGAACAACAUAUCUGUCGUUGAUAUGAGUUAGUCCCAGUGAGGGAGGUUGAUUAUCAAUGAAUGGUACCAAGGCCUUGUUUAGCUCUCUUCAGACAGAGCUGCAAUUGUGGAUUUGUUCUUCUCACCAGUGAUUGCAUGUGUGAAAAUGUGGUACCGGUAAUUCAGAAUUGUGAAAGUUUAGAUGAGGAGAGUUUUGUAGAUUUGCCCAAAAGUAUUAUAUGCAGCUAGGAGAUUGAGUGCCAAAUUAUUGUGGGCCAUACGAUGGACCUUCCAAAACCAUCCAGUUAGUCUUGAACAAGUUGACAAGUGCAGGUCUCUUACCUGAUUGUGUCUGACUGAUGUUUUUGGAGUAUCCAUUUUGACAUGGCGCUAAUGACAGUAUUACUGUCUCAUCAUUGAAAACACUCUGUCGUUUAUAACAGAACUGUUUUCAAUACUUUGAACCUUUAAUUGAAUUCUUUACGUACUGAUCAAUUUCAUUUUCGUCGGACAGUUUGGUUCGUAGCCAAGCGAUGAUGAUCUGGUCAAUUAGCAUAUCACACUGUGUAGACUUUCUUACCUCCUCUUCUUCUUCCAAUAGAAGAGUUCUUCCUUUCUUUGCUGUUGUUUCAUAACCUACAAGGGUAAGAAGUGCUACACAAGGUAUAGAGAGAGAGCAGAUGAUGUCAACACUGAUAAGUCCACCAUUUUGACGGUCACAUGACGUCUUUAACCCUUGUGGUCGACUUUGCCAAUAUGGUGAAGUGAUGAGACCAGUAGGAUAUGAGGAUGACGUUUGUACCUCUGAUGUCAAGUCUGGUCAUGUGACUUGAAGUCUUGGACAUUUGAGAACAUAACCACUGUAUUUUAUAAGUGAAAAAUGUGAAAACAAUCUCACACCAGAUUAGAUAUUGUAUCUCCUUUCAAAGGCUUUCUGUAUAUUGUAAACAAAUCCACCAAUUAUUCAUGUUAUUUAUGUAAAAUCGCAGAUUAUCUUAAUUCCUAACUUUGUAUAAUCAGUUCAGUGUUCUGAGAGGUGGCUUUUACAGUUCGUCCUCUUCUUGUUCAUGUCAGCAAACAUUUUCUCAGUUUCUUUUUAUUGUCAACUGUUUCAUCCGGGCUUGAGUGGAUACAAGUUGAUGAUUGUGGGUUACGUUUAGAAUCAUUGUAACUCCAUCGAGUUCGACUCUUGUCAUUCAAACAUGACCGGUGUGACUGUAGACGUACAAAUCAGGAGAUUACCAAGCCCUCUGUCAUCAGUAUGAUGAACUGCUUCAAGAAGUCAGUGUGAAUGUUUUAUCUCUCUCAUAUAGUGCCAUGGUGGCUUUGCACAAGCAGCAUCUAAGACAAGGCCUAAGGUUAUCAUAACCAUAACCAGUAAAUAAUCGGGGCUGUUUGCUAGAAAACCUAUUUAUUUGUCAAGGGAUGAUGUGACCCCCAGUUGCUGUUAUGAUUGGUUGCUAUGGUAAUAGAGAAUACAAGAUGAUUUAGGAAGAGAAAGCUUUAGAAAUGUUCACAUAUGUUUAAAAUCACUGGAAUCGUAGUUAAUUGAAAUAAAAUCUUUUUUCGGCAUUGUACUUAAACGAGGGUGAGUGUUGUAGGUGACUGUCAGUGUUUCCAUGCUAACACAUUAGGGUUAUGACAUACCAACAGAGAUGGGAUUGCGAUUGUGACAUUUGAAACUGUGUUCACCAUGGAAACGGUUUGGGUACCUUGGUGAUACUGAAAACAUAGCAGUUACCAUGGUGACCUUGGGAAUAAAGAAUGGUGAAUAAAUUGUGAACAGUUGUAAUAGGAGGCCAUAUUUUUGCUAACGUCUGAUUGUGACUUUUAAUUCUCAUCUCAAAAUACAUCACUGAAACCACAACAUGGGCGCAGAUUUUCUAUAUUCUUACACUAAAUAUUUGUACAUCAACUAACUGUAAAUAAACAUAGUACGAUAAAACCUACAAUUAUAAUAAAGAAUAGUCCUUUUAUGUUAAA